This is a messenger RNA of Phialemonium atrogriseum, 5798 nucleotides long. RefSeq lists its product as uncharacterized. The transcript has 2 exons. Lineage: Eukaryota; Fungi; Ascomycota; Sordariomycetes; Cephalothecales; Cephalothecaceae. The record is from RefSeq and is a predicted model, not a curated record. The coding region runs from base 98 to 5647 and encodes 1849 amino acids.
AGGGAUCAAUUCAAGUCCUGGACGGGAGUUAUCGGGCAAAGACAGUGUGGGCUGUCGAGGUUCCUGCGACGACGGCCCCACCGGCAUCCGCACCACGAUGGGUGGUGUUGACAGUAAAAAGAAAUCCGCUGUACCCCCGCUGCCCGCCCCAACAGAGACCGAAUCAACCAGCGUUACCCCGACAGAGCUGGCCACCGAUGUGUCCAAGUCAGUCGCUACCAAGUCCUCCUACUCACUCCCCGAGGACGGUACGCCAGUCACGAUCAAGACCCGUGGCCACAAGUCGAAUCACUCCCAAACCUCCUUAUUGAUCGAGUACUUUGAGGGCGGCAAGCCGUCUAGUAGCUCAAAGUCUGGCGACCAGCGCAAGCCCAGUGUCCGAGUUCGUCUGACGCCAAGCAGAAAGAGCAGAGGAAAGAGCACAUCCGAACGGGACCAUAUCCAGAUCACCGAGAGCAAGCCACGGAAAGCAAGCCUUAGCCGGCGAUCCACGACACCGGUCGGCGCCAUACAUCACAGCGAGGGCGAGGCACUCUCGGCUCUCAGUGGUGACUUCGAGGACAUGAGUUCGUACGCUUCUGCAACGGAGGAGUCCAACGUGAGCCGCAAUCCCAUCGAUAUCGAGAUCGACCGCGGCGGCCACGUUCGCCGUCGCCGCCCGGCCAGCCCCCUUAUUCCCGCAGCUGGCAGCAGCGCGGCCAGCUAUCAGCCUCCGGCAAUGAGCGAUAUAUCAGCGAUCCCCACGGACAGCUUCCUUGACGGCUCUGGCCACACCACGUCCUACAGAAUGUCCGAAGCCAAGCAUAGCAGAAGCAGGAGUCCAUCUAGAACUGGAGAUGUGCUGGCUGGUGCUGCUGCUGGACUGGCCGCGGCGACUGUCGCUGAUAAGCUGCGAACCAAGAGCCGCGACCGAGAGAAGGACAGGAUCACGGUGUCCAAAUCGAGGGAUAAGGACAAGUCUGAACGCAAAUCCAAGUCAGGCAAGAGUCGCUCGAGCAGCGGCGGCGAGCGGGAUAGGCACACAGACCGCUCAAAGACCCCGCGCAAGAGGUCGAGUGGAGGCCACCAGGAGUCACUUGUCUCGGUCGCGGAUUCAAGUGUCAUGUCAUCAAACCUCUCGCCCAGUCAUCGCUCGGCCGACCAACAUUCCGUGCGCUCUCUAGCCUCGAAGACCUCGUCGAUCAACAAUCCAAAGCUGCUCGAGACUGUCGAGGAUGUGAUCAGGCGGCUUAUUCUGCCUGAGCUCAAUGCUCUAAAGAGGGAACAGAGUAAACACAAGAGCCGCCGGGACUCUGCUACAUCCAGCACAACCUCGAUUUCUCGAGACGAGCAUGCGAGCGAUAGACGCCGUUCUUCUGCCACCGAUAGGGCUGUCGAGACUCCCCGUGAAGCCCUCAAGAAGGAGAGGAGGGACAGGGAAGCCCGGAACGACUUCGACUACAGCCCGCCGCAAAAUGAACUCAGCCGCGACUUGGGAGACGACUCGGUUCUCGAUAUCGAACAGACUCCCAAGCGAAGCGGUGAUCGACUUCGAGCUGCUGCUGCUGGCGGUGUCCUCGGCGCGGUCGGUGCAGCCGCUGCCGCCGCCGCAAUGGGCGGGAAAUCGCCCUCGGAGGAUAAGAGAACUAGAAGGCGCAGGAGAGCCGAGUUGAGAAAUCGGAGCUCCGACCAUGUUGCCGAGGACUAUGGGGACUCGGACGUUGCGCCUGCUCCGCCAAUGCCACUGAUGAGCGAGAUCAAUCCGUCAGAUGUGACAAGAACGUCAAUCCUGUCGGCCGAUACCGAUCGGCCUCGCUCCGCGAGCGAAGAGCUGACCCCUGUCCAGGAAGUCCAACGGGGCGGGCCAUCCGCUGGAUCGGACAGCACGACUCCAACUAGGACGCUGCAGGGGAGCCUGGGGACGCAGCACGCCAACAUCUCGCAUGGCGAUCUGAAAGAGCUGCCUCGGAGGAGGACGGGCGACUUUGGCGACGAUGCCUUAGACGCGACGAACUACGGGCGGAAGAACCCCGCAUAUACAGACCGGCAAUUUGAUGAGGAAGAUUAUGAGGAUGAUGGCGGCCAUGACAUGGCCUACACUGGCGGCCCGGGAGUCUACGAUUACUACAACACCCAGGAUGUCCCGCCACCGUUGAAGUAUGAGCCUUAUCAGCCAGAACGACGCGGUCUAAGCCCUAUUCCCAGCGUCUCGGGGUAUACGGAAGGAGGCAGCGAGGCGCCCAACCGAGAUUCUCGAGUCACCCAUACAAGUGGUUCGGUUUCUUCCGCCGAAAAUUCUCCUCGCCACGAUGCUACCAUGCAUUCCCCGAACUCUAUUCCAAGCAACAUCAUGGGCAGGGAGUUUGGAGACGACGACGGCAGCUUGAGGAGCCCUGGUCUGGAGUACAGAAACCCGGCCUAUACAGAGGACAGCGAGCUCGAUCGCCCCAGCUCUGGGCAAGCCGUUCGAGCUAUUGCGGCGAAUCCGCAGUUCGUCGACCCGCCAAUCACCCUGGAGUCAAAUGUGGCCUCCCUAGUUGACGGGUCGAUGCUCGACGAUUCCGUGGUGACGGGCGAGUCCGGGCGCGGAGGAAAUCAAGCGUUCAGCCCGCGGGAGUCGAUGGAAACUCUCGAAGAAGAACGGUCGCAUCACCGUGGUAGCCCUGCCAAGAGGUCCGUCGAGAGCCAUGGACGAGCUGUGGAGGGAAGGGAAGGCACACCAGGCUCUGACAGCCUGAGGUCGCGCGAGUUUAUGGAUGAGUAUGAAGUCGAUGACUACGGAAACAAGGUGCCGCGGUCGAAAUAUCGGCAGUCACCCACUGCCUCCGAGGCUGCCAUUACGGUACCCGCAGCCAUCGCCGCUGCCGCCGCUCUCAAGGCCGCACAGAGCCGAGGGAAGCAGACCUCGACCGAGGAGGAAGCUGCCGAGGAGUUUACCCCUGCCGGUGUUCAGCGGAAUAGGUCGUUCAAGGAACGCGCAAUGAACGGCGCCGGGCCCCUGAACUCGCCAACUCACAGUGCCGAUCGGAUGAUGGAUGAUUAUGAGCAGCAGCCAAAGAUGGGCUUCCAUGCCAUUCCCAACGCGAAUGACCCAAUGCCCGAGAUAGGAAACUGGCAUGAGGAGGACACGGAGUCUGUCACCGAUGGCCAUCAGCGACCUGCCGACGAGGAGUGGCAUGGCGACGCUACCCCGAGGCAGCUGACGCCGAUGCAAUACGAAUACCACGACGGCCACAACGCCCACGACAUCCAUGAGAAGGGGAGUGGCCAUGGCCGAGGUCUUCUUAUCGGCGGUGCUGCUGCUGCUGCUGCGGCGGCGGCGGCGGCCAUGGCAAGUUCUGCGAAUCACAGCCGCCAGCCAAGCCAAGAGCAAGUCGAGGAGUGGCAUCGAACUUCUGACGAUAGGAAACGUGACACCCUUGUGACGAACCCUUACGAAGGCACCAGUCCCAUUGUCAACCUGCCCGAUCUCAACGACAAUAUUCUGGGCGGAGGGCAGGGCUACGGGAAUGGCGAAUUCAGCAACGGCUAUACCACACAUAGUCCUCUGGGCCACAAAGUCGACGAAGGGUACAUCUCUCAAGGACCUAAUAAAACGCCCGAUGUUCAGUCUGGUAAAGUCAAAGGUGUCGACUUUGACCCACGGACUAGCUUGGCUAAUCAGGAAGACCCCUUCUAUACGCCAAAGCACACCAGGCACCUCAGCGGUAUGUCUCAGGGCAUGGCUUCGCCGUUCUACGAUGGGGCUACGGGUACUGGUAUCGACCGCAUUGAAUCCAAGGAUAUUAUUGCAUUGAUGCAGCAUCUGACGGUCAGAGAUGCCCAACGCAGCGCCCGGGACACGGAGAUCCUGGUCACCCUUGUCCGAUCUGCGGCGGAGAUGCGUAACUCAUUCGAGGACAUCAAGCGGCUCCUCGCCGAUACGGAGGAUGUCAUAAUCACCGAGGUCAAAGACAACACGGAGAAGACGGUUCAGCGAGCCAUAGGGGGACCCCGGCCGUUCCCGGGCAGCGGCGCUCGAUCGUUGCAAGGCGGGUCUCAGGCGGGCACCAUGAAUUACGACGAUCUUCCCGCCAAGCGACGCAGCCUCUUCCGAAGAGCGCUGAAGGGACUCAGCGCCAAGGGGACCAACGAUCUCGGGAGGAUUGAGGAGAUGCUCAUGCAACUCCUCACCGAGGUAGAUGUCCUGAAGUCCCAGACGGCUCAAGGAGUGAUCAGCGCGAGCCACCAGGACGGCCAGUCUCUUGAGAAUCUCCAGUCUCAGAUCCCGUACGAGCAGGAUCGCGGCUACGAGCCUGAGGGACACGCCGGGACUUCCACGGCGAGCCACGCAAGCCAAUCCGGCCACCUGUCGAUUCCUCAAUCGCGUGGUGCCUCUGCCAAGCUCGGGUACGAUCGCAAGUACUCGGACCACCGCAUCAGCACCGUCCCAGAGGCCAACGAGGACGAUUAUGAUCACGAACCUGCCCAUGAUCACACGUAUCAGAGCAACCCUGACAUGUUGAUGACGCCUGCUUGCGAACCUCAACGAGGCAGCUCGGUGCCGCUCGGCACCCCGCCACAACCGACGACGGCAACGCAAGCUUCCGUGAGCAAUGACAACACACCUCGCUCUGAGAAGGGCAAGAAACAGAAGUCGAGCAGCUCCUCGAGCUGGUUCCCGAAGAUCUCUCGAUGGUCCGAAACGACAACUUCAAGCGUGGCGCAGGCUUUCAGGCGUAGCGGCCAGUCACGGAAGAACGACGAUGAUGGCAACCGCCAGGGCGCGACGUCCCGGUCGGGAUCUGACCUCAUUCCCUAUGAUGACGGGUACCCAGGCACUGAUCCUUAUGGGGAUGACAAGCUCCACACGGGCUUCUCCGAGGCCGACCUCAUACAUGGCGACUUGGAUCGUCAGGGGGGCUCCCCCGGCAACAACCGCGAAACUGCAGCUCGCCAACACAUGCAGCACCAGCCUCCCCCCCCGGCCAUGAACUUCGUGAGCAUGACUCCCGAGGUACCCAAGUACAAAGCACACCGCAAUUCUCUCAACUUGCAACACCCGCAACCGCGCCCCGGCCAGAGCGAUCUCUUCAAGGCGACGCUCGAGUCGCAAGCUCACGAGUUUGAUUCUCCCAGGAGCCCAAGAUCGGCCGAAUGGGCAGGCUCAGCCACGAGCCUGCACCGACUUCCGCGCAAUGCGAACCGAGACAGUUAUGGGUCAGCAACAGACCAGGCGGGUCAGCAGCGGUACUGGACGUCUUCCCCUUCUGCCGGCAACGUCAUGACCACGGCAGGCCCUCCGCGGCCGCCAAAGGAGCCCCUGGAUCGUACAUCCAGCCCAGGGGCAGUGGCUAGAGGGACACCGCCAAAGAGCAACAGGAUCAGCAAGCUGCAGAAGCAGAGCCCACUCCCAUAUCACAGCGUCGAGAGUGGAUACGGAACGAUGACGCACGGCGCGCCGAGCGCGAGCUACGUGAGCCACGCCCACACCCAUAGUGGGGACGGCAGCAGCCCACGCCCGGAGAACCGCAACUUGAGCAGCGCCCUGGGCGUUCCCAUGCGAAGGCCCAGUGGACCGCGGGCCAUGACGCCGAAGAGUGUCGGUAGUGAGGAAGGUGACGCUGACCGUCGGCGGAAGAGAGAUACAUUUGGCACCAUCACGUCCCAAGACACGGAUACCUUCUAGGGCACUUGAACACCCCGAGAUCCUCAGGGGACACAAGUCCACUUGGGAAUCUCGAAGAAAAGCCCUCGGACGCGGCAGCCUCAGCCACUGGCUUGCUAUACAUCUAUGGCUACUGGAUAGCCUGCACUACUCGAUCGUUAUAUUAAUAGGA